AUGCAGAUUCGGCGCCUGGGUCUCGCAGCAUGCUUCAACGCUUGCUUCGCACCUGGGCUGGCCCAGGCGGCAGCCCCUGUGGUGGACGGCAAACUCUGCGGCAAGGCAUGUCGCCAGACCUUUCGGACGGUACGUUUCUCAGACGCUCCUGACGGAGCCUACUUUCAAUUGCAAGAGUGUAGCAGCCUUCUGCACCAGCAAGCGCUUUAUCUCUGCUGGGAUCUUCACUGCCUCGAGGAGGUCCGACUUGCCGAGGCAACGAUCCUGAAUGAGACAUGUAUUGAGAUCUGGGGCGCGUAUAUCCCACCGCACGAUGUUGUGGACGGAUUUGAUGAUGGCGACAUAGCCCAGUUUGCAAGGUUCGACGAGAGCCUGGACCGUAUGCACAGUGUGGAUGAGGUGGUGCUGCCAACACAGGUGUGGACGGGUAUUAUGUCGUUUGCCAACUUCCCCAUCAUUUGGCUCUUUGGUAUGAGGAAUAAUGUUGUCAUAUGGCUCACUGGAUGGCACUUUGGGACAUACAACAAUUUUCACCGCUGGGUAGCGCGGGUCGCUACUUUUCAAGCUGUCGUCCACUCGAUAGGAUAUACUAUUCUAAUCUUACGGAAGGGUGGAACCGAUUACUUUUGGCAGAUGUGCAAAAUGUUGUACUGGUGGACUGGGGAGCUGGUCAGUUAUCAGACCAUCGACUCCUCUACCUUGAUGCUGAUCUUGACACAGGCCACCAUCUUCAUGAGCUUGCUAAUUGGCUUCUCAAUGCUUUGGAUAAGACGCAGACAAUACGAGAUCUUCCUUAUUGUUCAUAUUGUGUUCUCUGCCCUGGUUCUCCUCACAAUGCUAGGGCACGUCUCAAUAUUCAAAGGCGCUUACGAUCCUCUCUGGUAUAUUCCAGCUUGUAUCUGGCUUUUUGACCGGAUAGUUCGUGGCCUUCGAGUUGUGGCCUUCAGCCCGCGUUUCUGGAGCGCAACUGCCCAGAUAACAUACAACGGGGACGCCCACAUGGUCCGUCUCGUCGUUCCAGUAUCCCUAAGUUUUUAUCGCAUUGAGCCCGGAACCUUCUAUUACCUUAUGGUGCUCAACAAGUGGAAUUUCUGGGAGAGUCACCCCUUCACGGUAGCAUCGGUGUCUAGAGGCGCUCACUACGAUGUGGAAUCGGGAGACGAGACAUCGCCCCUGCUACGCCAUGGGCCUAAUUGCUCGGACUCCAUCGUGGAAGAUUCAGAGAAAUGUACUCAAGAAAUGACGUUCCUGAUUCGACCUUAUGAGAGCUUUACGUCACGGCUAAAGGGGUACGCAGAAGAAAGGCACCCUGAGCCAGCUAGGGUGAGGAUUGCGGUCGACGGGCCGUACGGAGAGACUUUGCCUCUGAAACACUUCAGCAAGGUAGUCUUCUUGGUCGGUGGUAGCGGUAUCGCGGUUCCGCUGUCGUACUUACAGCAACUUACCACAUCCUCACCGCUGCCAAGGUUAAUCCAGAUUCACUGGACCAUCCGGCAGCCGGCACUGGCCGUCGAUGUGCUCAACCGCGAACUUAACGACGCUCUCAAUUGCGAUCGAGUGAAGAUAUUCGUGUAUGUCACAGGGGCUGACGGCAGUGAAAGGAGUGACGAUGCUAUCUUCCGCCUCGCAGAGUGGAAGUCCACGCGGAUGAAAGUCGAAGAAGUCCUUGACGCAGCACUAGAUGUCGCUCAAGAUGGCAGUCUAGCGGUCGUUGCGAGUGGUCCAGGCAAGAUGGCGGAUGAUACUAGAAGAGCGGUGGCGGCGAGGAUAGUGCAUACUUUGCCGCGUAUAGAGUACUUUGAAGAGAGCUUUCAGUGGUGA
This is a messenger RNA of Thyridium curvatum, 1821 nucleotides long. RefSeq lists its product as uncharacterized. Gene Ontology annotation, biological process: intracellular iron ion homeostasis; iron ion transport; copper ion import. Bases 1 to 1821 code for a protein of 606 amino acids. The record is from RefSeq and is a predicted model, not a curated record. NCBI's taxonomy places the organism in Eukaryota, Fungi, Ascomycota, Sordariomycetes, Thyridiales, Thyridiaceae. Gene Ontology annotation, cellular component: plasma membrane. Gene Ontology annotation, molecular function: ferric-chelate reductase activity. The transcript is spliced from 4 exons.